GGGCGGGACACAAGAGAGAAGGAUCCGCUGUGAGCGCCAAUGGGAAGGGAGAAGAGGGGCGGUUCAGCCAAUGGCAGGGCGCGGAGGGCGGGGCCUCAGUGGGCGGGGCUACCGUAGCCGGCAGCCGGCGUCUCCGGGAGGCGGCAAAGGUGUGGGCAGAGGGGAAGGAGAUGUUCCUCGUCACCGCGCUGGAAGCGGGAUGACCCUCGCGUCUAUGGCGACAGAGCCCGAGCUGAAAUGGAUAACGCUGUGGGUCCGCGCCAGGUGGGCGGCCGUGCUCGCGCUCCUGCUGGGCUCGCUGCUGAUGCUGCUGCUCCCGCAGGCUGCCGUGGACGACCAGUGCCACGCAGCGCUCCGAGGACUCUCCUUCCUGAAGAGUAAACUGGGCACGGGCUCCUCAGGCGUCACCAGAUACACGGGACAAAGCACUGGACUGAGCGUCACCUCCAAUGGGCUGGAGCUGCUGGUGCUCAAAGGCAAAGCCUCCCCAGAAGUGAAGUUAGAAGCCAAAGCAGCUCUGAAUCAAGCUCUCGAAAUGAAGUGCCAAGGGAAACGGGAGAAGGCCCACAAACUCUUUGUGUACGCCCUCAAAAUGGACCCCGAUUACGUGGAUGCCCUGAAUGAAUUUGGUAUUUUUUCUGAAGAGGAAAAAGACAUUAUUCAAGCGGACUACUUGUACUCCAAAGCACUAACCAUUUCUCCCUGCAACGAGAAAGCUUUGAUCAAUCGGGGCCGGACGCUACCCUUAGUCGAAGAGAUAGAUCAGAGGUAUUUCAGCAUUAUCGACAGCAAGGUGAAAAAAGUGAUGGCGAUCCCUAAAGGCAACUCCGCCCUGCGUCGCGUGAUGGAGGAGUCCUACUAUCACCACAUCUACCACACAGUCGCUAUUGAAGGGAACACCCUGACGCUGUCGGAAAUACGACACAUCAUCGAGACCAGAUACGCCGUUCCUGGAAAAAGCUUAGUGGAGCAGAACGAGGUGAUUGGCAUGCACGCGGCUCUGAAAUACAUCAACACCACGCUGGUGUCGCGGAUCGGCUCCAUCACCAUCGGUGACAUCCUGGAGAUACACCGCAGGGUGCUGGGCUACGCCGACCCCGUGGAGGCGGGACGGUUCCGGACUACUCAGGUGUUUGUAGGACAUCACAUACCGCCACAUCCCCAGGACGUUGAGAAACAGAUGCAGGAGUUUGUGCAGUGGAUUAACUCAGAAGACGCCAUGAGCUUGCACCCGGUGGAGUUUGCAGCGUUAGCCCACUACAAGCUGGUUUACAUCCAUCCCUUUGUAGAUGGCAACGGCAGGACCUCGCGCCUCUUCAUGAACCUCAUCCUGAUGCAGGCGGGUUACCCGCCCAUCACCAUCCGCAAGGAGCAACGGGCCGAGUAUUAUCACGUCUUGGACGUCGCCAACGAGGGGGACGUGAGGCCUUUCAUACGCUUCAUUGCCAAGUGUACCGAGACAACACUGGACAUGCUGCUCAUCGCCACUACAGAAUACUCCGUGGGCUUACCUGAAGCAGAUGGCGGCACCGCCGGAUGCAAACAAACCAUCCCCGUCAAGACUUGAGAGUUGUGGACAUUCAGAAGCCAAGGAACGCGUGGGAGAACAGAAGGCCAAGCCACUCAGUGUUCCUGAAAUAACUCAACAGGAGGUGUCACUCUUCAGCAUUUCAUUUAUUUAAAAAGUGUCUUACAUUUGAUUAAUUUAAUUUAUUUAUAUACAUUAUGCCAAGCUCAAAUGUGAACUGUUCAUGUUGAGUGUGCACUAUAACUUGCUUGUGCUACUGGAAGGAGGUGGGGUAAGGUGAAGUAGAAUUUAAUUUCCCUUUAAAAUUAAGCUUUAGGAAGCCGCUUCAAUCACAACCCAGCAACUGCGUUGUCUUACCUCAAGGAGCUGCUCAGUGACACAGUCUUCACUGAGUUGUUGCUUUUGUGUUCCCUCUUCCCUCUUGUUCAAACAAACAAAAACCACCCAAAACACAGCGCCGGCAGUACCAGCGCUCCCAGCUGUGUUAAUCAGGCUCUUUCCUGCCAGUCACACCAGUUUGGCAGCACAGGGCAGGACAGAGCUGAGCUCCAGUUCAAAGUCGUCUCUCCCCUCCCAGCGCAGUUCAGUAGCACUUUGCACAUUUACUUUCAGUUGCCUUUCCUCAGGUGGGUUUUGUGCAAUGAGUGGGAAGUAUUUGGUUUAAGAUUACAGACUCUGUGAGGGGAACAAGAGCAGAAAUGCUCCCUGGCUUAUUCCACUGACCUGCGAGGUGCUUUUGUACUUCAGCCAGAAGGACUUUGCCUCAGACCCCACUCUGCUGAGCAGGAUCCCUGGGAAAACUGCAGCUGCCCUUCAACAUGUCAGUUCAGGCUUUGAAAAGAGCUUAUUUCUGCAAAGCUGUGGGCAGAAGGAGUUGUUAUACUUAAUUGUGAGACAACUGUUACAGGUUGUGUCAAUUUGGGAAGAACAUAUACAGCAAGUUUGCAGAAAAAAGAGUAAGUUUCUUCAGUCUAUAGGAAAGAACUUUUAAUAAUUAAUUACUAGGUCACAUUAUUACUGGGAUAAAUGUGUCAAGAAUCACACGAGGCCUCUUUGUGCUGCAGUGGCAGUUAGUGUCCCCCCUGGGAGCUGCUGUGCAAUUCAAAAAUGCAGGGUUUAAGGUAAAAACAGCUGCAGCUGAAGACACACCAGCUCCCUGCACCCCUGCCUGCCAGCUGUGCAUCGCUGAUCCCACCGCCUGAGCUCAGAAAACUUCAAUUCGAUCCAGUUUACUGCUGUUAAGCUUAAACCCUUUGCAAAAAGGGUUCAGACUGUCCCAGACCAGUGUUAAGUUUCUUCCCUUCUAACUGUCACCUGCAAGGUAAUUAGGACAUGUUUUACACAGGAAAACAAUAGGACAGGACUGGGAGUUACACAUUUACUGCAGCACCACUCCAUGCUUAUGUACAAACACUAAAUGAGGAAUGUUGUUCUGGCCUUACAGAGCUUAUUUUUGUAGUGCAAGGUAAGUAUAAAUGAAGUCUGCACUUUAGAGCUCAGGAGGGGGGAAAAAAAGUUAUUUUAGUAAGAGAUUAAUAAACUAUUUUAAUAUUAAA
This is a messenger RNA of Columba livia (rock pigeon), 3084 nucleotides long. It is a transcript of the gene FICD, whose product is annotated as FIC domain protein adenylyltransferase. Lineage: Eukaryota; Metazoa; Chordata; Aves; Columbiformes; Columbidae. The record is from RefSeq and is a predicted model, not a curated record. Gene Ontology annotation, molecular function: protein binding. The transcript is spliced from 3 exons. Bases 71 to 1567 code for a protein of 498 amino acids.